Messenger RNA from Exaiptasia diaphana, 1184 nucleotides. Its product is annotated as nicolin-1. The coding region runs from base 1 to 744 and encodes 247 amino acids. The record is from RefSeq and is a predicted model, not a curated record. Gene Ontology annotation, cellular component: nucleoplasm. The transcript is spliced from 9 exons. Lineage: Eukaryota; Metazoa; Cnidaria; Anthozoa; Actiniaria; Aiptasiidae.
AUGGAAAAAAAAAAAGAGUCUUUACUUGACUGUAUUAUWAAAAAGCCUGUGUUUCUAAAAGUAAAAAAAUUGUCMGGAGGAACGCCUUUCAAGUCUGGAUGUGCGGUGGUAGAUGUGUUGUUUCCAGGGUACGAGACUGUCAGUAUUGACUGCAUAACGUUUCAAAACAACAAAAAAACGUCAGUAGAAAUAAAAUUUAAAGUUAAUGAUGGGGAAAAUGAUGUUUGGAAAGUUUGUCUUAAAAGGCACCCUCUGAUGAAAAAAACUCAUUAUGAGGCUGGCAGCCAAGACUACAUCACUAUUACAUCARAUAUGAAAAAAACAGUGAUGUUGUGUGAAACUAAAAAAAAUAUUAUGGUCAGACUGAUUCUUCGUCAGCCAUCUCCUCACUGGAAUACUUUUGGUAUUGAAAACUUAAAGUUCUUCAUGCCCUCAAGCUUCUCAAGUCUUGUAUCAUCAAAAAAAUGGUUGAUUGUUGAUGAUGAUGGAUUGCCAGAGUCUGAYGAUGUUGCUGAUCUAAUGCAACAAAUGUGGGCCAUGACACAAGAGAUUAAAGCUGUGUCCAAGCCAGGGAGACAAAUUGGCCGAUUUGAAGGAUUGCCAGAGUCUGAUGAUGUUGCUGAUCUAAUGCAACAAAUGUGGGCCAUGACACAAGAGAUUAAAGCUGUGUCCAAGCCAGGGAGACAAAUUGGCCGAUUUGAAAUUGAUGGUUGUUAUGAUGUCAAUUUACUUUCUUACACAUGACAUGCAAGCACUCCCGUCGACAGUACCCUUCACAAGUAUUCAAGACAAUGCUCUUCAAAAUCACACUCRUGCUCAUUCCCUUGUUCAUCAAUCACGCAUGCGCCGGMCAGUUCUUCAGYAGUGUCGCUUCUGAAGGYCAMGUGACCCUCAAACAUUCAACAAUCGACUCAAUUCCGGCWGAUCACRUGAUCAUUUGCUAUUACAAGUGCGAAGAGCUUCCCACAUGUCAAAGCAUCAGCUAUCACUAUGACAAAAAGACGUGUGGCCUUAACAACAGUACAAAGAHAAGCCAGCCAAUGAACUUCGACUAUCAGCAUCACGUGACGUAUAUGCCUGUAUCGAGAUAGGCUCGCACCAGUCCUCUCAAACUUGAAGUCGACUUGAAAUUUGAAUGUCAAGUGUGUAAAUUGUUAGUAAUAAAGAGAAAGUUUUAUUCGUUA